UAUGGCCACAGAGGGAGGAGGCAGCGGCACAGGCAGGCCAGGAGAGUAAGCAAAGCUAAUAAGGAAGGAGAGAGACAUGGAGGAGGAAGCCCAUGGCAUCGUUAUUGUCGGCAGUGGUAUCUGCGGCCUUGCCACUGCUCUUGCCCUUCACAGGAAAGGGAUUGCUAGUCUGGUGCUGGAGAAAUCUGAGACCUUACGAUCAGAUGGAGCUGCAAUUGGUAUCCAUGCCAACGGAUGGAGAGUUCUGGAGCAACUUGGAGUGGCUGCAGAGCUUAGGAAAACUGCCAAUCUCGUCACCGCGUAUCAUAACGUGUGGCAGCAAAAGAACAAGAAGACUAGCCGGUUAUUACCAAUCAGGAACGAACUCCGAUGCUUGAAAAGGAAGGAUCUCAUCGAGACAAUGGCCAAGAAUUUACCUUCAGGAGCAAUCCGCUACGGCUGCCACGUGGUUGCAAUCCACCAAGAUACUGGUACCCAUGGAGCUAUUCUUACUACGGUCGAUGGUUGCAUUAUCAAGGCUAAGGUCCUGAUUGGAUGUGAUGGUGCAAAUUCGGUGGUAGCCAAAUACCUAGGACUGUCUGCGCCCAUAACAAACCAUCACACGGUUUUUCGUGGUUUCACUAGAUAUCCGCAUGGACAUCCAUUUAGUACUGAGUUUCUGCGAAUAAGAGGAGAGGAGUUCUUUGUCGGCAGAAUUCCAGUAACCGACAAUCUAGUUCAUUUCUUGAUAGUCACGCCUAUUCCUCCAACAGGAAGGAUCACCUAUGAUGUGAUCGCCGCGAAGGAUUCCGUGAUAGAGAAGCUACAAGCUCAAGAUUGCCCUUCUGAUAUCAUUGAGAUGUUGCGGAACUCUGAUCCGGAGACCCUGAAUGUCGUGAACAAUAUCUGGUACCGCCCUCCCUGGCAGGUCGCGUUUGGCACCUUCCAUAAGGGUAUCGUGACAGUCGCAGGUGAUGCAAUGCACGUCGUGGGCCCGUUCAUCGGCCAGGGCGGCGCAUCGGGGCUCGAGGAUGCCAUUGUGCUUGCACGAUCGCUGUCACGAGCCGCCGCCGGUGACUAUAGUGUCGCGAUUAAGGAGUAUGUCCGAGAGAGGAGGCUAAGGGUGUCAUUAGUGUCUCUGGAGUCCUUUGUCUUUGGUAUGCUAGGGAGUGCCAAGUCGCGGGUGACAAUGCUUGUCUGCAUUGUUGUCUUAGCACUCCUAGGCAAUCGGUCGCUUAGGCAUGCCGACUUUGAUUGCGGUCGCCUCUAGAACUCAUGAAUGCAUUUCCUACUACAUAAUCAUGGGAUUCAUGAGUUGCCAUGUGUCAAACAAGAAAGUAUGCCACAAUAAGCUUCAUCCAGAUGAGAUGAAACAAUGCUUGUACUUUUUUCUUUUUGCUUUUAUUUUACUGUGCAUUUUCACCACUACAUUGAAAACAAAAGAUUUAUGUAUGAUUGUAAUCAAGAAGAAGAAUGUCUUUAUGGUCAAUUUGUUUCUGAAA
Molecule: messenger RNA, 1481 nt
Organism: Sorghum bicolor (sorghum)
Lineage: Eukaryota; Viridiplantae; Streptophyta; Magnoliopsida; Poales; Poaceae
Product: FAD-dependent urate hydroxylase
Exons: 6
Coding region: 77-1249 (390 amino acids)
Molecular function (GO): FAD binding
Source: RefSeq, a predicted model, not a curated record